GUAAGGCCCUCGUCGCUAUCCGUAGCGGCUCUUCCGGUGGAGGCGGAGGAGGAGGGCAUUCUGCUUGAUAUCUAUCGUACUGUUCUGUGUUUACCACUUAGAGCUUUUAACGCACAUCAGCGUACUGAAAGCGUUUAUCUAGUACCAGUCCGAAAGCUCCACCACACAUCCGCUUUGAUAAUCAGUGCAGAAAUCUGCGUCUUAAAGGUUGGUCGACAUGGAAGAUCUAAGUAUUGAUCAGACAAAACUGCCUGGGGUAAAAGAAGUGUGUCGGGAUUUCGCAGUGCUGCAGGAUCACUCACUGGCACACAGCCUUCAGGAGCAGGAAAUUGAAAACCAUUUAGCAUCCAACAUUCACAAGAGCCGCCUGGUCCAGCAGGAUCUGCAGGUGGCCAGACGUCUCCAGGAAGAGGAGGACCUUCGGGCCAAGGCCCACAAUCAGAAACGGCACCAAGAACUAGAGCGCAGUGACAAUGAGAUCGCCCAGGAAAUCCAGGAGCAGCUGGUCCGGCAAGCUGAACUGCAGAGGCAGCAGGAGAAAAGUGAUGCGGCCAUUGCCCGCAAGCUCCAGGAGAAGGAGAUGAAGGAGGAAAGGCGACGGCAGAAACAGCUGGAAGCCAAUUUUAAGGAGGAGUACUACGACGAAAAAGGAGCCUCCCAACUUCCCUCAGACACCAGGAAGGGCAAACGUUCUGAGUGGGAUUCAUCUGAGUGGAAUGAACAUGCUGAACACUGUCCCCCAGAGAUCACCAGAGGCAGACACCUCAAGUGCAACUUGUCUGACUGUGACCAGGGCAAACACUGUGACCAGGGGCAUGUCAGGCACAUAAAGGGCAAACACUCUUUUGACUCCAACCCCAUCAGACUCCACAAGCCCGAGUUGUCAGGGUAUCGGAGGGAAGAGACUCAUCAUGGAUAUAACUGGUUGAUGGAUACCCGCGAGGAGCAUUCGUCUUUUACUGGAGCUAGUGGGGAGCUGAGUGACUCACAGGAUUCACUGGAAUUAGAGAUGAUGGUGAGACGAAAGGAGAGGCCUGCUGAGUUGUCUACGUCUCCAUGGCCCCAUGAAAGAGACAAAAGGAGGAAAAGAGAGAGAAACAGGGAGGGCUGGGGAGGGCAAAAGUGGGAAAAAGAAGCGAACUGGGACAGGGAUAGAAUAGAGUGUGAGGGGAAGCAUGGCAGAGAACGGGGGAGGGAUGAAGUGUGGGAAAAAGACAGGAACAGAGAAAGGGACAGGAACGGAGAGCUGGUGGGGGACAGGGAGCCGGAUAGGGACAGGGGGUGGGAAAGAAAUAAAGACAGGAAUAGUGUGUGGGAGAGUGAGAGAGAGAGGAGCAGAGAAUGUGAGAGAGACAAGGAUAGGGGUGGGGAGUGGGAGAGGGACAGAGACAGGAAAAGGAAGAGAGACAGGGAUAAGAGCAGGGAGGGGGAUAAAGGCAAAGACUGGGAAAUGGAAAGGGGAGGACAUGGGGAGCGGGAGGCGGGCAGAGACAGGCAGUGGGAGAGAGACCAAGAUGAGGAGCAAGAGGGGGACAGGAACAGGGAGAGAGGGAAGGACAGAGACGGGGACAAGAGCAGGGAGGCGGAGAAAGCUGGAGACAACGAGAGAGGCAGGGAGUGGAGGAGCGACAAGGACAGAGUUGGUGAGCAAGAUGGGGAUAGAAAUGGGGAUAGAGACAGGAAAGUAAGGCACAUGGAGGGGGAUAGGGACAGAGACAAGAUGAGGAACAGGAGCAUGGAGGGGGAGAGAGACACAGACAAGAUGAGGAACAGGAGCAUGGAGGGGGAGGGAGACACAGACAAGAUGAGGAACAGGAGCAUGGAGGGGGAGAGGGACAGAGACACGAUGAGGAACAGGAGCAUGGAGGGGGAGAGGGGCAGAGACAAGAUGAGGAACAGGAGCAUGGAGGGGGAGAGAGACACAGACAAGAUGAGGAACAGGAGCAUGGAGGGGAAGAGAGACACAGACAAGAUGAGGAACAGGAGCAUGGAGGGGGAGAGGGACACAGACAAGAAGAGGAACAUGAGCAUGGAGGGGGAGAGAGACACAGACAAGAUGAGGAACAGGAGCAUGGAGGGGGAGAGGGACAGAGACACGAUGAGGAACAGGAGCAUGGAGGGGGAGAGGGGCAGAGACGAGAUGAGGAACAGGAGCAUGGAGGGGGAGAGGGGCAGAGACGAGAUGAGGAACAGGAGCAUGGAGGGGGAGAGGGGCAGAGACGAGAUGAGGAACAGGAGCAUGGAGGGGGAGGGAGACACAGACAAGAUGAGGAACAGGAGCAUGGAGGGGGAGAGAGACACAGACAAGAUGAGGAACAGGAGCAUGGAGGGGGAGAGGGGCAGAGACGAGAUGAGGAACAGGAGCAUGGAGGGGGAGAGGGGCAGAGACGAGAUGAGGAACAGGAGCAUGGAGGGGGAGAGGGGCAGAGACGAGAUGAGGAACAGGAGCAUGGAGGGGGAGGGAGACACAGACAAGGUGAGGCACAGGAAAAGGGAGGGGAUGAGGGACAGAAACAGAAACAAAGAUCAAGAUGGGGUUAGUCACAAAAAUUCAUGUAAUGGCAGAGAUCUUGAUGGAGAAGGACCUACCCUGAGCCAGAUUUGGUUGGAGGAAAAGUUUGCAGAUCAGGAGCGUGAGCUGGGUAGAAGGAGAGUGAUUUCAUGGGACGAUGAAUUUUUGUAUAACUCAUGCUCCAGAAAUGAAAGGAGAGGGGAGAGGAGGAAUCACUGGGACCCCCGUGAGGAGGUCCCAAGAGCACGCUCCUGUUCACAUGAGGACACCUCCCAGUCUUUCUCCCCCAGGGGGCCAGGCAGGAUGGCACAUGGCGAGCAUGGCAUGAGGGACGUUGUGCAGGGCGUUGGUCGGAUGGACAUCCGAGAGCAGGAGCUAAGGGACCUGGAGGUUGCCCGGAAACUGCAGGAAGAGGAGUUGAAGGCAAGUGAGAUUGACAAGAGAGCUGCACAAGUUGCACAGGAUGCAGAAAUUGCCCGUCUACUAAUGGAGGAAGAGAAACGGGUUUAUAAGAAGUCCAAGGAUCGAGAAAAGCCUUGUACGGACCAUAGAAGACCAGAGGGAGAUGAAAAGCCUGGAUUUGAAGAAGUGGUGAGGCCCAGAUCACGGGAGGAGCACCAGCAGAGAUCCAGGAACCAUAAGGCAGAUAGACCGCCACCUCGUUCCCAUGACUACGAGAACACGGACUCCAGCUACCUGUAUCCAGCAGCCCACUAUCCCAGCCGUGCUGCUCCUGAACCAGAGACAGCUUAUAAAGGUUCCUACAACCGCCAGUGACCCUGCACCCCCCCCACUCCUGCCAUUCGUACAUUAUUUUCCUUUGUUUCAUUACAGUUCCAUUUUGGAUCCAUGACAAGCGGAUGCCUGCUGGGACAACUGAGACUUGCAAGUAGACUUUUCCUGGAAUUUUUGACAGAACUUUAACAGACUGAAUGCAGCCACCACACUACUGCUAUGUAUACUUUUUGAUUUAAUUUAUGCUGGACAAAAAAUGAUAUAUGAAGGACUUGAUGGAGGUUGCUUUGCUGUGCUCUUGAAGUCAUGGCCAUAUUGCUAGAAGAUAUUGCUAUUUAUUUUUGGAUAGCUAAGGUACCGCGCUUUCAUCACACCAGCCAUCACUCGGUUGCGUGCUUCCUUGUGGCUGUCCUUCAGAGUAGUUUCGCAACAUGUUCACAAUAUAUGCUUCCAGGAACAGGCCAAGUUGGAUUUGUCUGUGCUGUACUGUGGCGUCUUUGUUCUGUCCAAUGGCCGCUGUUUGUCCUUGUCCACGUAGAAGAUAUGAGCGGCUUUGGGAUCUCGAUCUUUUCACUGAACCUAAUCAUGCAGCAGUGAUUUAACAUGGGAAUUUUCCCCUCCAACACAUGGGAACCCCCUCUCCAUUUCCUGGAAGCGAGGCAGCAAUCCCCAUUCUAUAGAAUUAAGCAUCGUCAGUGAACUACUCCCAUCAGGAGCUGAAGAUACCAUUACUGGAGGGAUCUCACUGUCGUCAUGUGUACUCUGCUGUUUACUUUGACAUGUUUAUUCAUGCCUCUUUGUUCCCAUUUUGCCUUGAUGGCAAUAAUCUGAAUGAGUUAAAUAUGAUUGUUUUUUCUAUAAAAAUAUUUAUAAUUUUUAGUUGCCAAGUACUGAGCUUAUGCUACUGCUAUAUGUAUUGCAAGUUUUGUAGACAGAAAAUGAUCAAAUUUGAAGAACUCUUA
Messenger RNA from Brienomyrus brachyistius, 4209 nucleotides. Its product is annotated as trichohyalin-like. Bases 218 to 3289 code for a protein of 1023 amino acids. Lineage: Eukaryota; Metazoa; Chordata; Actinopteri; Osteoglossiformes; Mormyridae. The record is from RefSeq and is a predicted model, not a curated record. The transcript is spliced from 12 exons. Gene Ontology annotation, cellular component: cytoplasm. Gene Ontology annotation, molecular function: ubiquitin protein ligase binding.